AUGUCCGCCAAAGCCGAGAAGAAGCCUGCCUCCAAGGCCCCAGCUGAAAAGAAGCCAGCUGCCAAGAAGACUGCCUCCAGCAUGGACAGCAACAAGAAGAGAGUUAAGGCCAGAAAGGAAACUUACUCUUCUUACAUUUACAAGGUGUUGAAGCAAACCCAUCCAGACACUGGUAUUUCUCAAAAAUCUAUGUCGAUUUUGAACUCUUUCGUCAACGAUAUUUUUGAAAGAAUUGCCACUGAGGCUUCCAAGCUAGCUGCUUACAACAAGAAGUCCACCAUUUCUGCUAGAGAAAUCCAAACUGCGGUUAGAUUGAUCUUGCCAGGUGAAUUGGCCAAGCACGCCGUUUCUGAAGGUACCAGAGCUGUGACCAAGUACUCUUCUUCGACUCAAGCUUAA
Molecule: messenger RNA, 399 nt
Organism: Lachancea fermentati
Lineage: Eukaryota; Fungi; Ascomycota; Saccharomycetes; Saccharomycetales; Saccharomycetaceae
Source: the annotation of a GenBank genome assembly